UGUUACUGCUUCAUUAUGAUAGAUGAUAAUGAUAAGAAAGCGAAAAUACGACAAAGAAAAUAAUUGUUUUAAGUGUUGUGGUUGAGAUCUCAUGGUUAUCAGUAGAAUAGAUUUUCAAUAGCAUAGUUUAAGUCAUAAGAAUCAACUUCAGUCUUCCAACGUGCUGUUGCAAUUCAAAUACAAUCAUCUCGUCUCGCCUGAACGCUUAUUUAUUUGCUGUUGGUCGCAAUCUAAAACUAUCGGUCACAUUUUAUUCAUUCCAGAAUUGAGUGUUAAGAGACGGGUGUGCUUAAAAAUGAGCAGUGAUUUUAAUUUUGAUGCAACAACGUCAAAUAGACGCGUUUUAGCGAUUCAAAGCCAUGUCGUGCAUGGAUAUGUGGGCAACAAAAGUGCAACAUUUCCACUUCAGGUUUUGGGUUUCGAUGUGGAUGCAAUUAAUUCAGUGAAUUAUUCAAACCACACUGGCUACAAACAUGUCAAGGGACAAGUAUUAAGCGAUAAGGAAUUGAAUCAUGUUUUUAGCGGAUUGGAGCAAAACGGUUUACUCAGUACUUAUUCACAUUUACUAACUGGUUAUAUUGGGAACGAUUCCUUUUUAACCGAAAUUAAGGACAUCGUUAAAGCCAUGCGUCAAGCAAAUCCAACAUUUGUAUAUGUAUGUGAUCCAGUUUUGGGUGAUAAUGGACAUUUGUACGUACCAGAGAGUUUAAUUCCAAUCUAUCAAAACGAUAUAUUGCCAUUAUGCGAUGUAUGCACGCCAAAUCAAUUUGAAGCCGAAUUACUAUCUGGAAUCCAAAUAAAUUCGAAGGAAGAUGCAUGGAAAGCAACCGAUUGGUUUCAUGCAAAAGGUGUUCGAACUGUUGUUUUAUCAUCAACUAACUUUGCGUCAAAUGAUGUACUAAUCGGAUUUUUGAGCCAUAAAAAUGGCGAGAAAAGGUCAAGGCACACCAUAUCAAUUCCAACCCUUGGCAAUUCCAAUCUGGUAUUUACGGGUGUUGGUGAUUUAUUUGCAGCAUUAUUUUUGGCCCAUUCCACCACAAAAUCGAGUCUUUCUGAAGCACUUGAACAUACGAUAGCCUCUGUACAGGCUGUAUUGAGGAACACAGUAAAAGCAAUAUCACAAUCAGUUGAUUUGAGCAAAGAAAAACCAACGGCACAACAACGAGAAUUGAAAUUGAUCCAAAGUAAAUCGGACAUCGAAAAUCCAACAGUAUUGAUUCGAGCCAAUGAGUGGCUUGAGGAGUGAGAUAAAAAUGAACUUUGACCAAUAUCAGCAGCCAUAAAUGAAUUUGUACAGUAACAAGAUGCUUGACAAUAAAUACGUGUGUGCAGUACACUUUACUGUUUGUACUCUAGUACAGUUUUUGCUGUUCGUAACGAUGUUUAAGACAGAGUGACAAUAAGAAGAGUCAAGCAGCCAUAUCGUCUUUUCUCAAUGUGCUUUAUUUAUAUCAUUUGUUCAAUAUUUAAUUUAAAAAAACAGAUUAUAUGUUUAUUUCGAAUUGCGAAUAAAAAGAAAAGAGUCUAUUAUUUAAAUCUUGACGACUAAAA
Contarinia nasturtii (swede midge) is the source of this 1551-nucleotide messenger RNA. Its product is annotated as pyridoxal kinase. The transcript has 8 exons. The record is from RefSeq and is a predicted model, not a curated record. NCBI's taxonomy places the organism in Eukaryota, Metazoa, Arthropoda, Insecta, Diptera, Cecidomyiidae. Gene Ontology annotation, biological process: pyridoxal 5'-phosphate salvage. Gene Ontology annotation, cellular component: cytosol. Bases 296 to 1246 code for a protein of 316 amino acids. Gene Ontology annotation, molecular function: pyridoxal kinase activity.